CUUGCGUAACCACUUCGUCUUCUGGUUAUGGUUUCCGUACACGAACGGAGCGUCUAUCAUGUUCGGCAUUCUUGUGCCCUUCAUCAACCGGUUCGUGCGCAAGCUGCCCGACACCACUGUCAGCGAUGACAAGAAGGGGAUUAUUGCGUCGCUGUUCCACGCAGUCUUCCCCGCUUCUGUCAGGUGGAUGGUGGAUUGGGUGCUGCAAGUAGGACCUGUUCUCGUGGUCUCACUCCCCUUCUUCUUGACACCGGGAAUUAUCACAUCAUACGGUGCGAUUUUUGUGGGACAAGUGUAUCCAUGCUACAUGAGUGUCACCACGCUGAUACAGAAUGGUGCUGUGCGUAGUAACGUCAAGGGGAAGAAGAAGGCUAAACAGUUGGCUGGUAAACCCUCAAAAAAGGUGCCAAUGCCUAGAGGACACGAGAAUGAUGCAACACGACCAGAGGCAAGGCAUGACGUGCACUGGCUAACGUACUGGUGCACCUACUCCCCUUUGCGCAUGGGACUGCACGUGCUGAUGGUGUAUCUACCGUCUGUACCUGGGUGGUAUCAUAUAGAGUUGGGUAUGGUUAUUUGGCUGAUGAUGAAAGGAUCAGGCGUACUAGUCAACGAGCUUGAUCUUCUUCUCUUCCGACGGAAUUGGAAGAAGCUUGACAAUAUUCAGCGUCAAAAGGGUAUGAUGGAGGUAGGGGAGGAGCCCGCUGUCAAGCUCACAGAAACAGAGAUCAAGGAUGAAAGCACGACAAUCUCCGCUACGAAGACAAUUGUAGCAUCGCCGGCAAUCAAAAGAGAGGGGCGCCACAAGGAACCGGAAUUAGAUGCUCAAACUACCGAACAAACGCAGCUUCCUCUGAGAUCGAAUACUGAUAUUAGCACCGACGGCCCCCCUUCGUCAUCAAGUAAUGUGAGAAAACGGGUGGGCAAAACACCAUCCACGGGCAAACUGAACCUGUAAUGAGACUUACUUGACCCUCGCGUAAAAAAACACGGAAUCGUGUUCAACUUCAAUGGGUAAGGGCGAGCACGAGGAAUUCAAGAACUUGAAAUGGGUAACUGAUUCGUGGGAGAUUUUGCACACCAAUUGAGAGCAGUCUGAGCGAACAGUAGAAAUUAGAAGAGUACUCAAUUGUACUAUCGACUGGUAAACAUAUGAGCGACCUGAGGACAUACGGGGAAGAAAAUACGUUGCAAAUAGAAAGCCAAUAUUAAAAAUUUAGUAAAACAGUUAUUAGUAAUAUGUAGGCGAGACUGUUUGCUGUCUAGUCACAGAUUUUGGUAUCUGUGAUAUUUAUAGCGUCUUGCCGGAAGAGAAAGGGAAAUCGGAAAAGUACUAUGUACC
This is a messenger RNA of Sphaeroforma arctica JP610, 1342 nucleotides long. RefSeq lists its product as hypothetical. The transcript is spliced from 5 exons. NCBI's taxonomy places the organism in Eukaryota, Ichthyosporea, Ichthyophonida. The record is from RefSeq and is a predicted model, not a curated record. Bases 59 to 958 code for a protein of 299 amino acids.